This is a messenger RNA of Scleropages formosus (Asian bonytongue), 1697 nucleotides long. RefSeq names its product glucose-induced degradation protein 8-B homolog. The coding region runs from base 192 to 878 and encodes 228 amino acids. The transcript is spliced from 6 exons. The record is from RefSeq and is a predicted model, not a curated record. Gene Ontology annotation, molecular function: protein binding. NCBI's taxonomy places the organism in Eukaryota, Metazoa, Chordata, Actinopteri, Osteoglossiformes, Osteoglossidae.
GGAAAGGCUAAGCACAUGAGAGCCAGUGCUGCGCCAACGUCCUCGGCUAUGCGUUGCAUUUGUAGCGCCGAAUAGGAAGUGAAAUCACGUUACGAUGAGGAAGAUGCCGGAAUAUCGCGGUGUUUCCCCACUGCGGCCCUGCUCUCCUUCUAGCUGCUGAAGGAACGCAGCAUAAUUACAGUGUGUUCAUAAUGAGUUAUGCUGAAAAGCCGGAGGACAUAACAAAAGAGGAGUGGAUGGAAAAACUCAAUAAUGUACACAUACAGCGAGCUGACAUGAAUCGACUCAUCAUGAACUAUUUGGUAACAGAAGGGUUUAAGGAAGCUGCGGAGAAGUUCAGAAUGGAAUCGGGUAUCGAGCCUAGUGUGGACCUUGAUUCGUUGGAUGAGAGGAUAAAGAUCCGAGAAAUGAUUUUAAAAGGGCAGAUUCAAGAAGCCAUUGCACUGAUUAACAGUCUUCACCCAGAACUUCUGGACAGUAAUCGUUAUCUGUACUUCCAUCUGCAGCAGCAGCACCUGAUCGAGCUAAUCCGACUGAGAGAGACAGAGGCAGCGCUGGAGUUUGCACAGACACAGCUGGCGGAGCAGGGCGAGGAGAGUCGCGAGUGUCUGACAGAGAUGGAGCGCACAUUGGCCCUGCUGGCAUUUGACAACCCAGAGGAUUCACCCUUUGGCGACUUGCUGAACAUGAUGCAGCGUCAGAAGGUUUGGAGUGAGGUCAACCAAGCUGUGCUAGAUUAUGAAAACAGAGAGUCAACACCAAAACUUGCAAAGCUGCUGAAAUUGUUACUGUGGGCUCAGAAUGAACUUGACCAAAAGAAAGUGAAAUAUCCCAAAAUGACUGACCUCAGCAAGGGUACAAUUGAAGAUCCAAAAUAAUUGUGCAAAUAGUAUAACUGCACUGUGGGAACAACAAGGACAUUGAAGAUAUUUCUUGCUAUUUAUAAACAGUCAGUGACUGAACCAUAUAUAUAUAUAUAUAUAAAGACGUUUUGUUAAGAAGUCGGUUGUGCCAACUGGAUGAAUUCUUAACUGACACACCGAUACCCCUAAAUAUUUGCAUUUUUAACACUGUUCCAAAAAGUACACUUAAUGUUUUAUUACUUUAAAAGAACUUACACAAUUAUAAAUCACUUUAUCUAUUUAUUGGUUAACAGUUGGUGUUAGUCACUACAUUUUUCACAUGGAAGUAUAUGGUGAAGUCAUUUGCAUUCACUAAAGUACUUUAUACCUAAAUUAGGUCUUUCUGAAGGUUCCGUUGAUCUACCGCGCAUAAAUGUGUUGUGCAAUUCAUAAAUAGAAGUAGCCUACCAGCUUUGGGCAGAAGUGGCACAGAGUGGCCAUUUCAAAUGUGUGAAGCAAAUACCAUCAAUUUACAUGAGAUGUUUGUUUCUGCUGAACAUAAGCAUGCAGUCAAUUUUUUUUUUUUUUUUUUUUUUUUUUUGUAAUGUUUGUUACAAAGGGUACAAUUAAACAGCUUAUACCAUGUAAGUGUUUGUUGUCAAUGUAUUAUGUAUCAUACUUUUUCUACUGAGGUUUACUGAAUCUGUCAUAGGUUACAUUGUAUAGCCACCCAAUAAUGUGAUUAUAGUGAAUAAAAUAUGAAAGUCAGUGGUGAAAGUUAUUGUUGAAUAUUUACUGGUAUUAAAUAAAUUAUUCUUUUUGGACAAAUGUGUGAACAUAUGUUGGCUCAUUUAC